AGGUAGUACGUGACGAGUAAAUAGCUGUUAUCAAUCCUUAAGCAACACACUGGGGAUAAUCGAGGCAGCGGAUUGAGGUACCAACCACUAGCUGGCACGCAUGCUGGGCGUUCGCGGGGUCACCAGACGGCCCCACGCCCGCUUUUCUUCGUCAGCCGCCCACGAUGCCCACGUUGCUACACGUGCCCAGAUGGGAAGUCAUUGAGCAGGGCAUGUACGAGAUAUGCGGGCGCGGUGAUAGGAGGAGCACGAGUCCGCAUCGCCCGCGGUUACGCACGGCUGAGCGUCACUGUGAUGUGCUGGCCCGUUUUGGGCCAGUUAUGCAACCCAGUCUGACAGUUAGUGCCUGUUCCCUUGUGAGCAUAGCCGCCGGCAGCUCGGCCUGGCUGACGGCCGGCGCAGCGGCCAGUGGUGGGGCCUCGGACAACUCCGAGGGGCACCAAGUAGGCCCGUCCUGCCGGUGUUCGGCAUCUGCUGUGGUGCUGGUGGGCGACCGACCACCCACCGAGCUCAUGUAACGUCUUAAGCUGCUGGCCUCGCCUUCGUCUCCUCAACCAUCAUGACCAGCAUGACGACCCAGUACCCCGCGCGGACGAUGGAGGAGUGUAAGUUACUUUCGGUGCGGCGCUGACGGCAGGCGACGCGAUCCUGACGGCGCCCGGCGCUGUCGGAGAGGUCGAGGAGGUGAUGG
This is a messenger RNA of Cutaneotrichosporon oleaginosum, 691 nucleotides long. RefSeq lists its product as uncharacterized. Lineage: Eukaryota; Fungi; Basidiomycota; Tremellomycetes; Trichosporonales; Trichosporonaceae. The record is from RefSeq and is a predicted model, not a curated record.